This is a messenger RNA of Daphnia pulicaria, 1944 nucleotides long. RefSeq lists its product as uncharacterized. The coding region runs from base 86 to 1903 and encodes 605 amino acids. The transcript is spliced from 5 exons. The record is from RefSeq and is a predicted model, not a curated record. NCBI's taxonomy places the organism in Eukaryota, Metazoa, Arthropoda, Branchiopoda, Diplostraca, Daphniidae. Gene Ontology annotation, molecular function: protein binding.
UGAAAUACACAAUCGUCGUCUGAAUUUCUCUUUAGUGAUUUGUAAUUGCAAUAGUUAGUCUUAGUUGAAGUAGUUUUAUUACGGAAUGGAUAUAAUUUCGAAACAUUACGAAGAAGGCCACUACCGAAAGUGUAUAACAAUUUUGUCUGAUUUACCAACUCACUCACUAUUUGAGAAAUGUGUGGUGGAGAAUAAUGUUUUAGUAUCCAAAUUUCAAACAUCUUUCGUGCAAGGAGAUGAUUUGCUUAGAAAAACUGUUUACGACGAUCUUUUUCGAUUGCAAGCUAAGCUGUUAGCACUUCCACAUGAAAAAGAGUAUACCUUUUUGACUUUAUGUUGCACUACCAAUGCUAUUUAUUCACUGCUGAAUUAUCAAUGUUGUGAAGAAAAUAGUGUCAAAGCAGUCCAGAUUGGAAAUGGGGCUUUUGAAAAAGUACUUUGCAACCAUCAAAUGUUCUACUAUCAAGAACAACACUCAAUUGUUGACAAAUUUAUUGGCUUGGUGCAUCAGUUACUUCACUGCAAAAAGCUCAAGUCAGAUGAGCUUUCAAUUCUGCUGUACUGCUGUAUACUCACUUGUUUAAUCAAACUUGAUCUAAAGUUUGUUGAAUUGGUUAAGAGCAUUCUAGCUAUUUUAGAAUGUAGCCUAAAGAAUGAAACAUCAGAUGUAAACUCUACUCACAUAUUUCUGCUUUUUCCACUUGAAAUGUCACUACAAUCUACUGGAAGUUACUGUUCAAUCAUUUGUGAUUUUUCAAGACUCUUUCUUUCCAUGUUUUACUGUACCAACUUGUCUUGGUCUGAAGCACUUGCAGUCAAAAGUCCACAAAACUCUCAAAUGUCUGAAAUUUUUAAAAUGUAUGCAAGUCUUCACUUAGCUGAUCCUUCAAGUGAUGAGAAGAUUGAAGAAUAUUUCAACGAAAGGAAUAGUUAUCUAUACUUCGCCAGGUGCCUAAUCAACGCAGCAAAAUUUGCUUUACUAAAGAAACCAGUCAUUGCAUUAAAAUAUUUAAAUUUUGCUGGAGCAGGAGAAUUAGCCCAAACGCAAGCCUGUUCAAUCGUGAUGGCUUACGCUGCCACUCAAUUUAAAGUUUUGGAUCAAACCAAUUUCGAAAUUGAAGCCUUGAAAAUAGCAGAGGAAUCAUUAUUAAAAAGCCCAGUUUUUCAAUGUUCCAUUCAUACUGAACUUCCUGGAUUUCUUCUUGGACAGAUGAAAUUAUUCCGCCUUCCUGAAGUAUCAGUCUUGAGAUACCAAUUGGCUCGAAUUUUUCUGAAAAACCAACGAUAUCAAGAAGCCGCAGAAGAAUAUGAAAAACUGUCAUCUGAGAUUCACUUCCAACCUAAAUCGGAACCUUUUUCUUCAGUUUUCAAGCUUGUUUCUCCAUCUGAAACUAUUGUUUUACACGAGCGUAUCCUGGCGCUCGUUCUGUCAAAUAGCUACCAGAAAGCUUUGGAUGCGAUUGAUUCAUCCCUAGAAGAAGAUUUGUUUACCUUGUACCUUCAUGCUCAAAUCUGCGCACAUUUCAAGCAAUACAAGAAAGCUAUCCAGCUCAUCAAUAGAUCAAUUUUGCAACUGAAUUCUAUAACAUUUGCUGUGAGUGGAACGAAAGAUGUGAUCAGAUCCCAAUUAUGUUUUAAACUGUCGCAAUUAUUCGAUGAAAUUGGAAAUUUGAAAGACGCACAUCACCAACUAAGGCUGUCCUUUCAAUAUGGCAUUUCUAUGAAUUGUCAAAUGCUAGAAUUCUAUCAUAAAUUUACAUGUAAACUGGGAGCACAAAAAGAAGUUCCAAUUCCGUCUGAUUCUCAUCAAGAGGAACUGAUUGCGACAAUUCUGGAACAUUCGGAUGACUUAACCCUUAAUUACUUAAUACGGGAUUCUUAUGCAGCGUUUAGUCUUCCAUAAAGAAAUGCAACUGAGAAAUACAUUUUUCAUGUGAAAAUUUU